Molecule: messenger RNA, 1139 nt
Organism: Didymodactylos carnosus
Lineage: Eukaryota; Metazoa; Rotifera; Eurotatoria; Philodinida; Philodinidae
Source: the annotation of a GenBank genome assembly
AUGACACGAAAAGGUUUCGUGAACAGUUCACGCGUUGUCACAAGUAGAAUAUAUUUUCCGCUGUACACGCCGUUUUAUAUACUAAAAUUUCCUCACAGUGGAGGGUUUUCAAGAAAAAAAAGGAAAAAUGUUGGUGAUUUUGAAUUUUAUUACAUUGGUUUAGUAAUUAAAACUAUUAGGAGUUCAACAUUAACAACUAUUGAUGAACUUGGCGCAUUCCAUGAAUGUUUAUUACCACAUGUAAAAAAAUGUUUUAGUAAAGCAUUGUUCAAUAAAACAAAAGCUACAUCUGGCGAACAACACAGUGAAAGCAGUGGUUACUCAUCAAUGGAUUUAAAUACAAGUAUAUUUGAUUUAGAUGAACUCUCGACGAAUCUCAGUCAGAAAUCCAGUAUAAGAGUGAUUACAGUGAAACGAUCCAACAGAAUGAGCAAUGACGUUAAUGAGCGGCGGGAAAACGCCCUGGUUAACUUACCAAAUAUGCCCACAAAAGUAGUUGAACCUCUUAAAAUAAAACGUAGUCCCACAUCACCAGUUACGGUAAUUAAAAUACCACAAAAAGUAUCAAACGUUUGUUUAAUAAAUUCAGAUGAAAAGGAUAAACAAAAUGGAACAAGUAUUGCUUCACAAUCAACAAUGGCCAUAGAUCUAUCUGAAUCAAAUUUUAAACCUCAAAUGAGCGCUGUGAGUGUUGUUCGUUUGAAACGUAUACCUAGUUCACCGCAAUCCAUUGAAUCGAAUCAUUGCAGGUCAAGUAUACAUAAAGCUAUAAAAGUAGAACCAUUACCUGAUAAACUUGCAUGUUUAAAAACCACCGAAGAACAAUUUAAUGUUAUAAAACUACCAAGAUCAACCACAUCAGUAAAAGCAGAAAGAAUUGUUCCAAAAUCAUCGGAACCUGAACGAACAAAAUCAUUGGAAACUAUAAAUCAGCGUCAGUCUGCUAAUAAUCGUGAAUAUAAUGGAAUUCUAAAACAAAGAUUUCAUCAUAUGUCACUUGUAAAUGUUACGAAAGUAAAACGUAUUCAAUCUACCUCUCCAAAUGAACUGAAUAUUGAUAGCAUACCAAAUGAUGAGUCAAAAACUAAAUUAAGAUAUAAUGCAUUCAGUGGGAGACGAAAAAGUUUUACUACUAGUGU